CUCAACCCCUGUUGAACGCGUUAAUAAAAACGCAGGAGCAACUCCACUUUUUCGGGUCCCUUUACUAACAACCCCCCUGGAUCGACAGCGUUGUUCUACCUUCCCCUUGAGGGGUUAAAGGAGGGCGGGGGGGAUCCUAAAGAGAUAGAAGAUAGGGAGAGCGCGCAAAAGGAGAACGCUAAAGAGACGUCGGACCUGGCUGGUCGCCUCUUUCAGGUUUCAGGAUCAUCGAGGAGGGUGUGGGGGGGUGAUGCUGCUGGGUGGAGAUGGUGCACGUUUUCUGCCCGUUGGUGGAGGAGAAGAUGAGAGCUGCUGUUCCAGCAAAACCGCACCGCAACCGUCCUGUUUUUCGACCAAAAAUUGAUGAUGGUGCUGAAGCUGCUGCCUCCAUCAUCCGGAUCCUGUUUAUCUGGGAUUCUUGUUCCCCCAACACUGGAUUAUAGAUGAUUAUCGUGGACAUUUUCUUUUAAUUUUUUUUCUUUGAUCUCAUCCACUCCUUUUUUUUCAUUAUUUUUUCUUUUACGCACGAGAGCGAGGAAGACAUAAACUGGUACACUGGGAAAGCGAGCGUUUUCACCUCCAAGUACGCGCAAACACGCCCAAAAACCAGCGACCGACGCCUUGUAGAAGAGGAGGGGGGUUAAAAGAGGAGGAGAGGAGAGGAGGGGGGGGGAUGCCGCACCGUCCAUUACCAAAUAUCAACAAAUGUCACCAGGCACGGAUUUUGGGGAAGCCCCCCUCGGUUGACGUUUUGCGUGUAAACAGAAAGCUGAGGCGACAGUUAAAGGAAGCAGCGGCGGGCGCAUCAAACCCUGCGGAUAUAUAGAACAAGAAGAAAUGAAUUAUUAAACAUUUUACUCUUAUCUAUUUCUAUUUUUAUCCGGCUUUGGAAAAAAAAAGAAAAGAGGAGAGGAGGUGGUGGUGGGGGAAGACAACUGCAGAUCCUGACAAGAUGCAGGAAAAAGACGCAGUCUCCAGCUGGCCUGCUCUGUGGAGAUGGAUGCAAUAUUUAUCUCAAUGCACAGCUAUGCAUUCCGAUCGCAUUUGAGCUGAUCGAUUGAUUUGCCAGUUUUAAUAGAAGCAGCUGACUGUCUUUUAGCUGUCUUUUUUUUUAUCAUAAUGGUUAAAUAAGAACAGCACAAGAGAGUGAAGCCUGUGUGUUGCCUUCACUAAAUAUUCGAUUUUUCUCAAUUUUCCAACAGAAAACUGUCUGUUCACAAAUAAUAUAAACACGUUGCUGCGAUUUGACUUCUUAAUCCUUAAAUACAAGAUUCUCGAUUCUCUUAUCUUCUUUUCUCCCAUCCCUCCCCUCUGACAUCCCCCCUCCCACCUCACAAAUGGAGGUAUCUUCUUGGUGCUGAAGACUUGGGAAGGAAAAAAAAAGGAUCUAGAUAGAGGUGGAAGGACACGCUCAGAGAGAGAGACAGAGAAGUAGAGACAGAUCCAAACCCAAACUCUUUUCUGCAUGUGUCUUCGGAACCGAGGCUGAUGGGGUGGUGGCAUGUGGAGGUGUCACUCUGAGGUUUCCCCCUGGCUCCUUCCUAACCUCUGGCGUUUGGUGUCUGCAGAAUGGCGCGCUUUGGAGACGAGCUACCCAACAGGUACGGAGGAGGAGGAGGUGGUGGUGGCGGUGGUGGCGGGGGUGCCGGCGGACAAGGGGGGCCCGGCCGCGGCGGCAGCAGGCAAGGUGGGCCCCCCGGAGCGCAGCGGAUGUACAAGCAGUCGAUGGCCCAGAGAGCCCGGACCAUGGCCCUGUACAACCCCAUACCCGUCCGGCAGAGCUGCCUAACGGUCAACCGCUCCCUCUUCCUCUUCAGUGAAGACAACGUGGUGAGGAAGUACGCCAAAAAGAUCACCGAAUGGCCUCCAUUUGAAUGGAUGAUCCUCACCACCAUCAUAGCAAACUGCAUUGUCCUAGCCCUGGAACAGCACCUUCCUGAUGGAGACAAGACGCCAUUGUCUGAAAGACUGGAAGAGACAGAGCCCUAUUUUAUAGCCAUCUUCUGUUUUGAGUCUGGAAUCAAGAUCCUUGCUUUGGGGUUUGCGUUACAUAAGGGCUCCUAUCUAAGGAAUGGAUGGAAUGUCAUGGACUUUGUGGUCGUCCUCACCGGGAUUCUGUCAUCUGUUGGGUCACAACUUGAUCUGAGGACACUUCGAGCUGUCAGGGUGCUUCGGCCACUUAAACUGGUGUCUGGAAUUCCCAGUCUGCAAGUGGUCUUAAAGUCCAUAAUGAAGGCCAUGAUCCCCCUGCUUCAGAUUGGCCUGCUGUUGUUCGUGGCUAUCCUUAUGUUCGCCAUCAUUGGCUUGGAGUUCUACAUGGGGAAAUUCCAUACAACAUGCUAUGAUCAAGUUACACGAGAGAUAGUGGAGGAACGUCCGUGUGGUAACCAUACUCCUUCCAGGCUGUGCCCCAAUGGUUCAAAAUGUGAUUCUGGCUGGAUUGGACCAAACUAUGGCAUCACCCAGUUUGACAACAUCCUGUUCGCUGUUCUCACAGUCUUCCAGUGCAUCACAAUGGAAGGAUGGACAGACAUGCUCUACUACAGCAAUGACGUAGAGGGCAGCAUGUGGAACUGGAUGUAUUACAUCCCCCUUAUCAUCAUUGGCUCCUUCUUUAUGCUCAACCUGGUGCUGGGUGUACUUUCAGGUGAAUUUGCCAAAGAGAGGGAACGGGUCGAAAACAGGAGUGAGUUCCUGAAGCUGAGGCGACAGCAGCAGAUCGAGAGAGAGCUUAAUGGAUAUUUGGAGUGGAUCUGCAAAGCAGAGGAGGUAAUUCUGGCUGAAGAAGAUGCCACCGGAAACUUUGAUGGUUCGAGACGAAGGCCAACUAUCAAAACCAGAAAUAACAAAACAGAGCUGCUAAAUCAAGAGGAAGGAGAAGACAACAUAGGAGAUGCAGUAGGCUUUGCUCGCUCUAGCAUUAAGAGCGGUAAGGACGGCUCUAACUACAGCAAAAAAGAGCGCCGAUUGCGAUUCUUCAUCAGGAAGAUAGUGAAGACACAGGCUUUCUAUUGGACAGUGCUCUGCCUUGUGGGCCUCAACACCAUCUGUGUGGCCGUGGUGCAUUACGACCAGCCGGAGCUUCUUUCCGACUUUCUCUUCUAUGCAGA
Cyprinodon variegatus (sheepshead minnow) is the source of this 3110-nucleotide messenger RNA. RefSeq names its product voltage-dependent P/Q-type calcium channel subunit alpha-1A-like. Gene Ontology annotation, molecular function: high voltage-gated calcium channel activity. The record is from RefSeq and is a predicted model, not a curated record. Gene Ontology annotation, biological process: chemical synaptic transmission; calcium ion import across plasma membrane. Gene Ontology annotation, cellular component: voltage-gated calcium channel complex; membrane; neuronal cell body. Lineage: Eukaryota; Metazoa; Chordata; Actinopteri; Cyprinodontiformes; Cyprinodontidae. The annotation marks the transcript as partial. The transcript is spliced from 12 exons.